Molecule: messenger RNA, 813 nt
Organism: Aegilops tauschii subsp. strangulata
Lineage: Eukaryota; Viridiplantae; Streptophyta; Magnoliopsida; Poales; Poaceae
Source: RefSeq, a predicted model, not a curated record
ACCGCACGCCGGAAGAGAAAAACACCGGCAUGCCGACGAUGCGACGAAGAACCAAUCGGUUCAUCAGGCUCAGUAAUCUGAUGGUUUUGGAGCCCAACCGUACUACACGGCACUAGUCACCACGGUCCACGGCAUGUGCCGCCCUCUGCUCCCAUAUAAACCCCAACCUGCAGUAGCCGACCACCAUCACCACCGUGGUUCAGAAGCGGCAAUCCAUUUCCUCUGACGUUUUCCUCAAACAACCGAUGAGCCUGAGGCACGCGAGCAGGGUGCUGCUGAGGGCGGCGCAGGCCGUCGUGAGGGCGAGGCUGCAGCCGCCGGCGGCGGCCAAGCCGGCUGCUGCUGGCGCUCUGAAGCCGCCGGUGUCGGGAGCCGCUCACCCGCCGCAGCAGCAGGCCAGGCGGCUCUCCGGCGGCCUGGCCGACGCGUCGACGCAGAGGGCCAAGACGAUCAGGAGGAGGGCCGAGAAGUCCGAGAACGUGAUGCACCUCGUGUGCUGGGGACCCAGCUAGCCCCUGCUGGCUGUUCGUUCGUUCUCGAGUAUCCAAGGCACGGUGAUCGGAGCAUACGAGUGGGUGGCUGGAUGUGCUCUCCGUCUCCCCGUGUAUGCAUGUAAAACGUAGAGGAGAUGUAAAAUUAGGACGGUAAUGCAUCACUGAUGCACACUUGUUCUCUUUCCCUUUCGGUAAAUUAAUCUUGCCCGUGAUUCGCUUAUGGUCAAACAUGCUAAUUGUAAUGGUUGACUGUUCGGGUGAAGGAGAAGAAACAGAGGAUUCUGAAUACUUUGUGUCAGUGAAACGAGCCAAACUGAAA